CCGCGGCGCAAGGAGAGGCUCUGGGCUGAGCUCUGCCGCUUCCAGUGGGAUGUGACAAAAGAUGUGAAAUCAGGGAGAGAAAAAUGAUGAUUCUGGAAGUUGGCCCUGGCUGUCAGGGGUGACGAAAAGCGCGGGCAACGCCUCCCGGGAGGGCUAUAAAGGGCUGCAGGGCAGCGGGCAGCCAGCACUCGCUGCCUGCGCUGCCGAGGUCGGUGUCUCUCCCAGCUCCAGCCGCCAGCAGCCUUCAUCAUGAGCACCACGGUCAGGCAGUACUCCUCCUCCACCUCCCUCAAGGGCAUCGGCGGCCUGGGGGGAGGCUCCAGCAGGCAUUCGUCGUCCGUGCGGCUCGGGGGCGCGGGCUACAGAGCCCCCAGCGUGCACGGAGCCUCUGGCAGCUACUCCGUCUCGUCCCGCAUGGUGUCCGGGCUGGGCAGCAGCUAUGGGGGCGGCUACUGCGGCAGCAUCGGCGCCGGCUUCGGGGGCAGCUAUGGGGCCGGCUUCGGGGCCGGCUUCGGGGGCGGCUUCGGAAGUGGCUUUGGGGGCGGCGACGGCAUCCUGCCGGCCGGAGAAAAGGAGACCAUGCAGAACCUCAACGACCGCCUGGCCAACUACCUGGACAAGGUGCGAGCCCUGGAGGAGGCCAACACCGACCUGGAGGUGAAGAUCAGGGAGUGGUACAAGAAGCAGGGACCUGGUCCAGACCGGGACUACAGCCCCUACUACAGGACCAUCGAGGAGCUCAGGAACAAGGUCCUGGUGGCCACAGUCGACAAUGCCAACCUCCUCCUGCAGAUUGACAAUGCCAGGCUGACAGCUGAUGACUUCAGGACCAAGUUUGAGACGGAGCAGGCUCUGCGCCUGAGCGUGGAGGCUGACAUCAACGGCCUGAGGAGGGUCCUGGACGAGCUGACCCUGGCCAGGGCUGACCUGGAGAUGCAGAUCGAGAACCUGAAGGAGGAGUUGGCCUACCUCAAGAAGAACCACGAGGAGGAGAUGAACAUCCUGCGUGGGCAGGUGGGAGGAGAGAUCAGCGUGGAGAUGGACGCAGCCCCUGGGGUGGACCUGACCAAGAUCCUGGCGGAGAUGCGGGAGCAGUACGAGAGCCUGGCCGAGAAGAACCGCAGGGACGCCGAGCAGUGGUUCUUCAGCAAGACGGAGGAGCUGAACCGGGAGGUGGCCAUCAACACGGAGCAGCUGCAGAGCGGCAAGACGGAGAUCACGGAGCUGCGCCGCACCAUCCAGAGCCUGGAGAUCGACCUGCAGUCCCAGCUCAGCACGAAAGCGGCGCUGGAGGGCACCUUGGGCGACACCGAAGCUCGCUACGGCGCGCAGCUGGCGCAGCUGCAGGGGCUGAUCGGCGGCGUGGAGGAGCAGCUGGCAGAGCUGCGCUGCGACAUGGAGCGGCAGAACCAGGAGUACCGAAUGCUGCUGGACGUCAAGUGCCGGCUGGAGCAGGAGAUCUCCACCUACCGCCGGCUGCUGGAGGGCGAGGACGCGCACGUGUCCUCCCACUACUCACAGCCUGUGAAAGAAGGGCCUGUCACCACCCGCCAGAUCCGCACCAUCUUCGAGGAGGUCCAGGACGGGAAGGUGAUCUCCUCCCGGGAGCAGCGGGCAGCCAGCACUCGCUGCCUGCGCUGCCGAGGUCGGUGUCUCUCCCAGCUCCAGCCGCCAGCAGCCUUCAUCAUGAGCACCACGGUCAGGCAGUACUCCUCCUCCACCUCCCUCAAGGGCAUCGGCGGCCUGGGGGGAGGCUCCAGCAGGCAUUCGUCGUCCGUGCGGCUCGGGGGCGCGGGCUACAGAGCCCCCAGCGUGCACGGAGCCUCUGGCAGCUACUCCGUCUCGUCCCGCAUGGUGUCCGGGCUGGGCAGCAGCUAUGGGGGCGGCUACUGCGGCAGCAUCGGCGCCGGCUUCGGGGGCAGCUAUGGGGCAGGCUUCGGGGCCGGCUUCGGGGGCGGCUUCGGAAGUGGCUUUGGGGGCGGCGACGGCAUCCUGCCGGCCGGAGAAAAGGAGACCAUGCAGAACCUCAACGACCGCCUGGCCAACUACCUGGACAAGGUGCGAGCCCUGGAGGAGGCCAACACCGACCUGGAGGUGAAGAUCAGGGAGUGGUACAAGAAGCAGGGACCUGGUCCAGACCGGGACUACAGCCCCUACUACAGGACCAUCGAGGAGCUCAGGAACAAGAUUCUUUCUGCAACUGUAGAAAAUGCCAACAUCGUCCUGCAGAUCGACAAUGCCAGGCUGGCAGCUGAUGACUUCAGAACCAAGUUUGAGACGGAGCAGGCUCUGCGCAUGAGCGUGGAGGCUGACAUCAACGGCCUGAGGAGGGUCCUGGACGAGCUGACCCUGGCCAGGGCUGACCUGGAGAUGCAGAUCGAGAACCUGAAGGAGGAGUUGGCCUACCUCAAGAAGAACCACGAGGAGGAGAUGAACAUCCUGCGUGGGCAGGUGGGAGGAGAGAUCAGCGUGGAGAUGGAUGCAGCCCCUGGGGUGGACCUGACCAAGAUCCUGGCGGAGAUGCGGGAGCAGUACGAGAGCCUGGCCGAGAAGAACCGCAGGGACGCCGAGCAGUGGUUCUUCAGCAAGACGGAGGAGCUGAACCGGGAGGUGGCCAUCAACACGGAGCAGCUGCAGAGCGGCAAGACGGAGAUCACGGAGCUGCGCCGCACCAUCCAGAGCCUGGAGAUCGACCUGCAGUCCCAGCUCAGCACGAAAGCGGCGCUGGAGGGCACCUUGGGCGACACCGAAGCUCGCUACGGCGCGCAGCUGGCGCAGCUGCAGGGGCUGAUCGGCGGCGUGGAGGAGCAGCUGGCAGAGCUGCGCUGCGACAUGGAGCGGCAGAACCAGGAGUACCGAAUGCUGCUGGACGUCAAGUGCCGGCUGGAGCAGGAGAUCUCCACCUACCGCCGGCUGCUGGAGGGCGAGGACGCGCACAUCUCCUCCCAGUACUCCUCGGCUGCAUCCUCUCACUCGGGCAGAGAUGUGGUGACGUCCUCCCGCCAGGUCCGCACCAUCGUGGAGGAGGUGCAGGAUGGGAAGGUGGUCUCCUCCCGGGAGCAGGUUGCCCUCACCACACACUCGCCCACGCCGGGCUGGGUAAUUGCUGUGGGGAUGUUUCCCUCCCCGGGCGCUGCGGGUGUCCUGCUGUGUGGUGCCACCGCUGCUCCUGAGGCUGGCACCAUGAGCUGCGCCGUCAGGCAGGUCCUCACCACCUGCUCGCAGGGCUCCGCGGCCGCCGGCGCACGGAAGGUCUCCUCCGCCUCCUCGGGCAGACACUCUGCCUACGACCUGGGCGCCGUGGUCGGCAGCUUCUCCGGCGGCAGCCUGAGCGAGGGAUUACUCGGGAAGCAGCUGAGCGGCGGCAGUGCCGCGGGUGGCAGCUUCGGAGCUCCCCAGAGGGCUUGCUCUGCCCUGGGCUUCGGCGGCGCCGGCAUCUGCGCUCGGGGCGCCGGCGGCUUCGGCAGGGCCAGCGGCGGCUGCGGGGAUGGGAUCCUGUUCGCUAACAAUGAGAAGGCAACGAUGCAGAACCUCAACGACCGCCUGGCCUCCUACCUGGACAAGGUGAGGCUGCUGGAGGGGGACAACGCUGACCUGGAGUGCAAGAUCAGGGAGUGGUAUGCCAAGGUGGGGCCCAGCUGCGAGCCGCGGGACUACAGCUGCUACCACAAGGAGAUCGAAGACCUCCAGAACCAGAUCCUGUGUGCAGCCAUGGAGACUAACAAAAUCCUUCUGAACAUUGAUAACAACAGGAUGACUGCAGAUGACUUCAGAGUGAAGUUCGAGACGGAGUGUGGGCUCCGGCAGAACGUGGACACAGACAUCAGCAACCUGCGGCCGGUGCUGGACCAGCUGGCCAGCUGCAAGACAGACCUGCAGCUGCAGUGCGAGGCUCUGACCGAGGAGAUGUGCUGCCUCAAGACCAACCACGAGGAGGAGAUGAGCUGCCUGAGGAAGCAGGCGACUGGGGACGUGAGUGUGGAGGUCAAUGCCUGCCCUGGCCCAGACCUGAGGAAGAUCCUGGAGGACCUGAGGUGCCAGUACGAGACCCUGAUGGAGCGCAACCGCAAAGAGACUGAGCAGUGGUAUGCCUGCAAGGUGGAGGAGGUGAACCUGGAGGUGAUCACAAGCAGCCAGGAGAUCGAGUCAAGCAACAAGCAGGUGACUGAGCUGAGGCGCCAGCUGCAGGCCUUGGAAAUCAACGUGCAGGCUCAGCUCACCAUGAAGGAGAACCUGGAGUCCUCGCUGGCAGAGACCGAGUGCCGCUACAACAGGUACCUGGCGGAGCUGCAGGCGCAGAUCUCCUGCGUGGAGCAGCGGCUGGCGGAGAUCCGGGCGGAGAUGGAGUGCCAGAACCAGGAGUACAAGACCCUGCUGGACGUCAAGUGCCGCCUGGAGCAGGAGAUCCAAACCUACCACUGCCUGCUGGAGGGGGGGCAGCAGGACCUCAUCAGGACUAGCCAGCCCCGUGGGAAGAAGCAGCAGGCUGGAGGUGGCACCCCCUCGGGAAGGUAUAAAAAGGGAUCCGCGGCGGCAGGCAGCCCGCACUCGGGUCCGGAGCCAGCUCUGCAUCUCGCUUUUGGGCUUGGGGUUGGAGCUGCAGCUGUCCUCAGCAUGAGUUGUAGCGUCAAGCAGACAAGCGGGUCCCUGAGGGGCAGGACCAGCGGCGGCAGCUGCGUGAUCGGUGGCGGUGGCGGUGGCGGAGGGGCGCGGAUCUCCUCGGUCUCCUCCGGCAGAUACGCGAGCUGCGGGGUGGGGGCCAGCAGGGGCUUCUCUGUCAGGAGCUACUGCGGUGGCGUGAAUUACGGAGGAGGACUCAGCACCGGCAGCCUGGCCGGGGGGAACUUUGGAGGUGGCUUAGGAGCCACUGUCCUCGGAGGAUGCUCAGGCAUUGGCUUCAGCGGUGGCAGUGCCCGCUUUGGCGGUGGCAUCGGUGUGGGGCUCGCUGGAGGUGGCUUUCCUGGUGAUGGCUUUCUCCUGUCUGGUGACGAGAAGGUCACCAUGCAGAACCUUAACGACCGCCUGGCUUCUUACCUGGACAAGGUGAGGUGCCUGGAACAAGAAAAUGCCGACCUGGAGUGCAGGAUCAGGGAGUGGUAUGCCAAGCAGGGCCCCUUCUGCGAGCCCCGGGACUACAGCUGCUAUUACAAGGAGAUAGAAGAUCUUCAGAACCAGAUCGUCUGCGCCACGAUCGACAACAACAAGAUCAUCCUGAACAUCGACAACAGCAGGAUGACAGCUGACGACUUCCGAGUCAAGUACGAGACGGAGCUGGCCCUGCGCCAGAGCGUGGAGGCUGACAUCAACGGACUGCGGCAGGUCCUGGACCAGCUGACGCUCUGCAGGUCCGACCUGGAGGCACAGCUGGAGUCGCUGCGGGAGGAGCUCUGCUGCCUGAAGAAGAACCAUGAGGAGGAGAUGUGCUGUCUGAGGAAGCAAUCGACUGGAGAUGUGAGCGUGGAGGUCAAUGCCUGCCCUGGGCCAGACCUGAGGAAGAUCCUGGAGGAGAUGCGGUGCCAGUACGAGACCCUGAUCGAGCGCAACCGCAAGGAGGUGGAGGAUUGGUACGAGUGCAAGAUUGAGGAGGUGAAUCGGGAGGUGAUUACGAGCGGCCAAGAGGUGGAGACGUGCAACAACCAGGUCACGGAACUGAGACGCCAGCUGCAAGCCCUGGAGAUCGAUCUGCAGGCACAGCUCAGCCAGAGGGACAACCUGGAGUCCUCGCUGGCAGAGACCGAGUGUCGCUACAACAACCACCUGGGUGAGCUGCAGACCCAGAUCUCCUGCGUGGAGCAGCAGCUGGCCGACCUGCGGGCGGAGAUGGAGUGCCAGAACCACGAGUACAAGAUCCUGCUGGACGUCAAGUGCCGCCUGGAGCAGGAGAUCCACACCUACCGCUGCCUGCUGGAGGGGGGGCAGCAGGACCUGCUUCAGCAAGGAGGAAUCAGUCAGUCUUCAGGUCUGGGAGGAGGAGUUACAAGAACAAGUGGGAUAGGAGGAGGAGGCAUCAUUAGAACCAGCCACACCUACACUGCAUCUGCCCAGAUGCCAGCCUGUGCAGCUGCAGAGAUACAAGUGCCUUGCAGGAGGAUUUGUGAUUGAGAGAGAGAGGAGGAUGGCCAAGAAGAGAGCCCUGAGGCAGAGCCGUGGCAGGAGAGGGG
This is a messenger RNA of Dryobates pubescens (Downy woodpecker), 6161 nucleotides long. RefSeq lists its product as uncharacterized. Gene Ontology annotation, molecular function: structural molecule activity. The transcript is spliced from 31 exons. Gene Ontology annotation, cellular component: keratin filament. Lineage: Eukaryota; Metazoa; Chordata; Aves; Piciformes; Picidae. Bases 250 to 6102 code for a protein of 1950 amino acids. The record is from RefSeq and is a predicted model, not a curated record.